CCAGCAUGUCUAAUCCAGGAGAAGACUGCUAUUUCUUUUUCUAUUCUACAUGUACCAGAGGUGGCAGCUGUCCAUUCCGUCACUGUGAAGCUGCCCUAGGAAAUGAAACUGUGUGCACGUUAUGGCGAGAAGGACGCUGUUUUAGACAGGUGUGCAGGUUUCGGCACACGGAGAUUGAUAAGAAACGGAGUGAGAUUCCUUGUUAUUGGGAAAAUCAACCAGUGGGAUGUCAAAAACUAAACUGCGCUUUUCAUCACAGCAGAGGACGAUAUGUGGAAGGCCUUUUUCUGCCUCCAAGCAAGACUGUGCUGCCGGCUGUGCCGGAGUCACCAGAGGAGGAAGCGAAGGCUUCCCGGCUCACAGCUCAACGAAACAAAUUGUCUGUCCGGUCCAAUCCCUCUCCUCUACUGCGAAGUGAGAUGAAAGUAGAAAGUUCAGGAAAUGUUCCCAGCUCCACACAUCCACCAGUUGUGAUCAAUGCUGCAGAUAUUGAUGAAGACGAUGAUGAUCAGUCUUCUGAGGAAGGGGAUGGAACCGAAACACCAACCCUGCAACCAACUCCCAAAGUUCCUAAUGGGCUACGAGAGGCUUCUGCCCGGAAACCUGGGGUCAAUUUCAAACAAGGUGAAUGUUUGGAUUUUGGAAUAAAAACUCUUGAGGAAAUUAAGUCAAAGAAAAUGAAGGAAAAAUCCAAGAAGCAAGGUGAAGGUUCUUCAGGAAUUCCCAGUCUUUUACUCCAGCCUCAGCCCAUAGCAGGUCCUGAAAAAGAGAAUGUCCGGACUGUGGUGAGGACAGUCAGUCUCUCCAACAAACAAGGAGAAGAACCAUUGAGAAGACUGAGUCUCGCUGAGAGACUGGGGAAGCGAAAAUUUCCCGUAGACGGUGACGGUGAUCCUCCGUUAAAGCGCAGCCUUGCACAGAGGCUAGGGAAGAAAGUUGAUGCUUCAGAAACUGGCAAAACACCAAGGAAAGUUCAAGUUUCCAAGUCUCUAAAGGAACGAUUAGGUGUGUCCGCUGGUCACAACAAUGAGGAGGCAGCAGAGAGAGUUACUAAAGUUGGUGAGAUCCAUGUGAAGACAUUAGAAGAAAUCCUCCUCAAGAGAGCCAGUCGGAAACGUGGAGAAUUGCAAACUGGACCCAAGACAGAAGGCCCUUCACCUGCUGAUGAUUCUACUUCAGGAGAAAGAAGCUCUUCCACUGCUCGAAUCAAAACCUUCUCUGAGGUCCCGGCUGGAAAGAGGUAUCGGCAGCAAGAAGCAGAGAGACAGAGAAGCAAAAAGUUAAAGACGGAGAGUGAGAUGAAAAAAAUAUCAGUUUUGCCAUCAGUGGUUGCCAACAAAGGACAAUCGGAGGAGCCUGCAGGGAGAACAAAGUCUUUGCAGGAGGUGCGGAUCAAGACACUGGAGGAAAUUAAACUGGAGAAGGCGCGGCGGGGACAGCAGAGCUCCCAGCCUCAGCCCGAGGCCCCCCCGGGGGCCAGGCGGCUUUUACGAAUCGCCAAAAAGUCAGGUAUAAAAGAAGAGAAGAUACUCCAAGAAGAAGGUGAAGUUGCAUGUCAGAGCAGUGUUGCUAGAACAGAAGCUAAAGAGGCUUCUAAUGAGACAGCAGGAGUUGGCAUCAAAAUUCCAGGCAAGAAAUGUGAGGCGAGGCGAGAAAAGCACAUACAGAAGCAGCCAGAGAAGGGAACCUCACAGAAGGAAAAACCUGUGCUGACAUCCCUCUGGAGAGAGGUAGGCGCUGGUGAUGCCCAGCCAGCAGAGACGCCAGUGCUCACUGCUGUGCCGAGCAUCCCUCGGAGCCUACUGAAGCGGCUUCCCACCAAGUCAUCCCUGGAGGCCGAGGUGGAACCCGCAGGGACUGGCCACUCGAUAUUCAAUGUGAAACGUGGGACACGGACCUUGGAAGAAAGUGUUAAAGCUAAGCCCAAAGUGAAUGUGAAGCCAUCUGUGGUUCAAGUGGUCUCUUCCCCCAAAUGGACCCCCAGGCGCAAGGCGGUGGAGAUGGAUCCUGUUGUCAUGGCAGCGGUGAAGCUGCUCGGCACCGGCGGGGUCUUGCAGGAGAGCCCGGCCAAAAAGGCAGCCGUGGCUGCUGUUCCACUCCCUUCUGAGGACAAAGCAGUCACAGUUCCUGAGACAGAGAGGCCCAGAGGCAGUCCUGUGCUGCCUCCAGCACAGUCUUCACCAGGUCCUUCUCCACCAGAAGCCUCUGGCCCUGCCUCAUCCCAAAUGGCCACGAGAACUCGCCGACUCGGCACUGCUUCGACAGGAAAGCCCCCGCUCUCUGUGGAGGAGGAUUUUGAGAAGCUAAUAUGGGAGAUUUCAGGAGGCAAAUUAGAAGCUGAGAUCGACCUGGAUCUUGGGAAAGAUGAAGAUGACCUUCUGCUUGAGCUAUCAGAAAUGAUUGAUAGCUGAAGAUGAUAGUAGGACAUUUCAAACAAACAAAAA
This is a messenger RNA of Pipistrellus kuhlii (Kuhl's pipistrelle), 2444 nucleotides long. RefSeq names its product zinc finger CCCH domain-containing protein 11A-like. The coding region runs from base 6 to 2411 and encodes 801 amino acids. Gene Ontology annotation, molecular function: metal ion binding. NCBI's taxonomy places the organism in Eukaryota, Metazoa, Chordata, Mammalia, Chiroptera, Vespertilionidae. The transcript has a single exon. The record is from RefSeq and is a predicted model, not a curated record.